Neomonachus schauinslandi (Hawaiian monk seal) is the source of this 501-nucleotide messenger RNA. RefSeq names its product claudin domain containing 2 (gene CLDND2). The transcript has 4 exons. Bases 1 to 501 code for a protein of 166 amino acids. NCBI's taxonomy places the organism in Eukaryota, Metazoa, Chordata, Mammalia, Carnivora, Phocidae. The record is from RefSeq and is a predicted model, not a curated record. Gene Ontology annotation, cellular component: plasma membrane.
AUGGGGGUGAAGCAGAGCCUUCGGAGCGGGGGCACCCUGCUGGGCUUGUUGGCCCAAAUCCUCACGAUUCUCUCCACUGCCACCAACUACUGGAUCCGCUACCCCGGGGGCCACAGUGGUCUCUGGCAGGAGUGUAAUGGCCGCACCUGCUCCAACAUCCCCUGCCAGACCAUGCUGGCGGUGACCGGGGCGUGCAUGGUGCUGGCGGCGGCCUCCGGCGUCAUGGGUUUUGUGAUGGGGCUGCGGAUUCUGUGCCACGAGGGCGACUCGCGGGGCCAGACUACGAGCGGCAUCUUCUUCCUCUACGGCUUGCUGCUGCUGAUCGCCUUGACAGGCUACACCGUGAAGAACGCGUGGAAAAACGACGUCUUCUUCUCGUGGUCCUAUUUUUCGGGGUGGCUGGCUUUACCCUUCUCUAUUUUCGCGGGCUUCAGCUUUCUGCUGGCGGACAUGAUCAUGCAGAGCACGGAUGCCAUCAGCGGAUUCCCCGUGUGCUUGUGA